AUUUAAACCAACUCGGGUCUCUUACUCAGUAUAUAUAUCUUAUUCAUUAUUAUUUUUUCCUUCAUCCCAAUCAAUUCUACAAUGCCUUCAUAUCAUCCCCCUUACCAUUAUUCAACCCACCAACGAACAUCCCCAUAUCUCUUUCCACACGAGCCUUCCUUCAUAAAGUCUAGACUAUCCGAGAGCCCCGUAUCUACAGACAAAUCUUCCGAUACUUCCUCAGUCGAACAUCCAUCCCGUGAUAAUUCACACAGAGCAUCUCGUUUCACCAUCGCCCACCCAUACGCACGCCUUUACGCAAAGAAGGACGGCUCCAAGCGACGAAAAAUAUGGAAUCACGUCCUCGAGAAGCAACUCUUCUCUCCUCAGGAGUUAUCAACUAUGGGCGCACCUCACAGGCGUACCAUCUACAUAGCCUCUCUCGAGGCGCACAUCGAUCGGUUACACAACCAGCUGCUCGGGAUCGGCCUUUACCCAAUCCCUUUCCAACGCCUCGAACCAUACCGGGGCCUCAAUUCAAAGACGGCCAAGAGUAUGGUAGCGGGUUUACAACACGACGCUACGCACACAAAACUCAAGUUGCUAGAGCUAGAACGUUCGAAUAAUAAUCUUCACAAGCUGCUCGGCACGCAAGCAAUCUCGACGUCCUCCAUUUCUCUCGAAGCAGACGUACGCCGUCAUUCUAUGGAUUCAUCCGGAAUGGGCCUAAGCGCGAGGACCGCCAUUAAUUCCACUAUCCCGAUGAUCAUGGAUCCCCUUGCAUAUUCGGCAAGAUCAUAAGUCCCCUAUUUUGCUCCAUUCCAGGGCUCCAUGCGCUCGGAACCUGUCAUUUGCAUCUUAUGUAUUUCUUUAAUCGCUUUGUUAUAUCGUACAUAACCGAAGAAACGGCAUUUCCUAUUACUUUAUGGUACUGCUUACGAGGCCUCCAGUAUAUAAUACACCUCCUCAUUUGCAAGGUUGAAUAAACGUGUACAGUAGAUAUAUGACUCCCAAAUGUGACUACCUCGGGAAAUGCCCAUU
Molecule: messenger RNA, 1020 nt
Organism: Suillus bovinus
Lineage: Eukaryota; Fungi; Basidiomycota; Agaricomycetes; Boletales; Suillaceae
Exons: 4
Coding region: 82-780 (232 amino acids)
Source: RefSeq, a predicted model, not a curated record